This is a messenger RNA of Salvia hispanica, 2282 nucleotides long. It is a transcript of the gene EIR1, whose product is annotated as Auxin efflux carrier family protein. NCBI's taxonomy places the organism in Eukaryota, Viridiplantae, Streptophyta, Magnoliopsida, Lamiales, Lamiaceae. Gene Ontology annotation, molecular function: auxin efflux transmembrane transporter activity. Gene Ontology annotation, biological process: auxin export across the plasma membrane; auxin polar transport. The record is from RefSeq and is a predicted model, not a curated record. Gene Ontology annotation, cellular component: plasma membrane; endoplasmic reticulum.
CCCUCCCUGUUAUAUAUUUAUGGUCAUUAUAGGUUGGUGUGCUUGAACCAAUUUUCCCGAAAGCAUGAUCACCGGAAAAGACAUCUACGAUGUCCUCGCGGCCAUCAUCCCCCUCUACGUGGCCAUGAUCCUUGCCUACGGCUCGGUCCGAUGGUGGAAGAUCUUCACCCCGGACCAGUGCUCGGGCAUCAACCGCUUCGUGGCCGUGUUUGCCGUCCCCCUCCUCGGCUUCCACUUCAUCUCCACCAACGACAUCUACGCGAUGAACUACCACUUCAUCGCGGCCGACUCCCUGCAGAAGGUGGUCAUCCUGGCCGCCCUCUUCGUGUGGCACGCCAUCAGCAAGAAGAGCAGCCUGGAGUGGAUGAUCACCCUCUUCUCCCUCUCCACCCUCCCCAACACCUUGGUCAUGGGCAUCCCCUUGCUCAGGGCCAUGUACGGCGACUUCUCCGGCAACCUCAUGGUCCAAAUCGUGGUGAUGCAGAGCGUGAUCUGGUACACGCUCAUGCUCUUCAUGUUCGAGUACCGCGGCGCCAAGAUGCUCAUCACCGACCAGUUCCCCGACACCGCCGCCUCCAUCACCUCCUUCAAAGUCGACUCCGACGUCCUCUCCCUCAACGGCCGCGAGCCCCUCCAGGCAGACGCUGAGAUCGGCCACGACGGGAAGCUCCACGUCGUGGUCAAGCGAUCCACUUCCGCCUCCAUGAUCUCCUCCUACAACAAAGGGAUCCACUCCUCCGGCAUCACCCCCCGCGCCUCCAACCUCACCGGCGUCGAGAUCUACUCCGUCCAGUCCUCCCGCGAGCCCACCCCCCGCGGCUCCAGCUUCAACCAGACCGACUUCUACGCCAUGUUCAACAGCAAGGCCGCCAGCCCCAAGCACGGCUACACCAACAGCUUCGGCGGCGACGUCUUCUCCCUCCAGUCUUCCAAGGGAGCCACGCCUAGGACCUCCAAUUUCGACGAGGAGAUGAUGAAAAUGGGGAAGAAGAGGAACACCACAGGCCGCAGCAUGAGCGGGGAGCUUUUCCAUCCCCCGCCCCCGCCUCCGCAGGCCUCGUACCCGCCUCCCAACCCCAUGUUCUCUGGGCCCAGGAGGAAGGACAGCGGAAGCGCGAGCAACAACAACAACAACGUCAACAUCAGCAACACAACAAGCAGCGCCAGCACCGCUCUCCCCAACAUCAGCAACAGCAACAGCAACGCCAGCACCACUCUCCCCAACAAGGAGCUCCACAUGUUUGUGUGGAGCUCCAGCGCCUCCCCCGUCUCCGAAGCAAACAUGAGAAACGCCGUCAACAAAGCCGCCUCCUCCGACCUCUCCACCAUCGACGAUGCUGCUCUUGCUCAUUCCAGAGAGAACGGGAAGAAGGAGAUUGAGAUGGAGGAUGCAGUCAAGUUCCCACCAAAUGCAUCUCCGUAUUCAUGCCACAAGAAGAUGGAUAUGGAGGAAGGUGGAGUGAUGGACAAGAAAACACAGAUGCCACCAACAAGUGUGAUGACUAGGCUUAUUUUGAUCAUGGUUUGGAGGAAAUUGAUCAGAAAUCCCAACACUUACGCUAGUCUCUUUGGCCUCAUUUGGUCUCUUGUAUCAUUCAGGUGGAACAUUGAAAUGCCAUCAAUUGUGAAAGGUUCCAUUUCUAUUUUGUCUGAUGCAGGCCUUGGCAUGGCCAUGUUCAGCCUCGGUUUAUUCAUGGCAUUGCAACCAAAGAUGAUAAAUUGUGGGAAGUCUGUAGCCACAUUUUCAAUGGUUGUUAGGUUCUUAACUGGUCCGGCCGUCAUCGCCGCAACCUCCAUCGCCAUCGGCCUCCGCGGAGUUCUUCUACAUGUUGCUAUCGUUCAGGCUGCGCUUCCUCAGGGGAUUGUUCCUUUCGUGUUUGCUAAAGAAUACAAUGUGCACCCAGACAUACUUAGCACUGCAGUUAUUUUUGGAAUGGUGAUAGCCCUGCCCAUAACAAUUCUGUAUUAUGUGCUGCUUGGGGUGUAAGGCUGUGUUUGGCAGAGCAGAAUGGAGAAAUUGUUUGGGUUGCUGAAUCCAAGAAGAAGAGAUAAAUUUAAUCAAAUGUGAUUCUCCUAGAUUAAACUUAGAUGCAGGCUUGGAUAUUAAUUAUCCUUCAUUGAAGUCAGUGUACAACUAGGAAAUCAUGUGCCUCUUCUCUGUUAGCUUAUUAUAUUAUACAAAUUUUUUUUAAAUAUUCCUCGUCAGUUUUCCUUUUUUGUCUUAGAAUAAAAUUAGUACAAUUUCUAGAUGAGCUAUUUAAAUUAAUAGUAGUAUUAGCUUA